Molecule: messenger RNA, 252 nt
Organism: Amoebophrya sp. A25
Lineage: Eukaryota; Dinophyceae; Syndiniales; Amoebophryaceae
Source: the annotation of a GenBank genome assembly
GAUUCAUUAGGUCAACUGCAUGCACUACUAGUACCUAGAUGACAGACGUCGUUCUUGAUACAUCGCGAAGCGAGUAUCCAUGAGCUUCAGUUUUUCAUCUUCCUCUUUUCCACCACCACCUUCUUCUAUUCCUAUCCACGACCUCGUUGUUGGUGAAAACCGAAAGUUUUUGACAGCUCCUGUGACUUACAAUUAGGGCGAUCAUCAUAGAGGUAGAGCAGGGCAAAAAUCCCAGAUCCACGCACUCCUUGC